CCCAUCUGGUCAGCAUUGAACUCUGUGGUUGUGAUUUUGGACACAUCUGAGGAAGAGGACUGCUUAACAAGGGACCCAGAGGGAUAAUGGAGUCCACACUGAUUCUGGUUCUUAUGCUGGCACAGUUAGGCGGCCAAACAGUCACAGCAAGAGUUCUUGAUCAACCAGAGCCCAGAAAUUAUGACUACACCAAAUACCACCCACUACCAGAGAUUGUCAAUUGGAUGAAGCAGAUGGUCACUGAAAACCCAGGUGUGGUGACCAGUGAGGUCUACGGAAUGUCUUAUGAGAAACGAAACAUUGAACUCCUCAAGAUUGGAAUAAAAGGUGAAAACAAGAAGGCUAUCUGGAUGGACUGUGGUAUCCACGCUAGAGAAUGGAUCUCACCAGCGUUCUGUCAGCACUUUGUCAAAGAGAUUCUCCGAACUUACAAAACAGACCCAAAGGUGGAACAGAUGCUUAAAAACCUGGACCUCUAUGUCACCCCGGUGCUAAAUGUGGAUGGCUACACAUACACCUGGACAGAUAACACGACCCGGCUCUGGAGAAAAAACAGAUCACCACCACCACCGAUUGAAGGUUGCAAUUGCACGGGCGUAGACCUCAACCGCAAUUAUGAUGCUGUAUUUGGGACCGUUGGUGUGUCUUCGGACUGUUGCAGCAUAAUCUACCCUGGUCCCAACGCCGCAUCAGAGGCUGAGACCAAGGCCGUGGUGGACUAUGUGCAGGCCAGGAGCAAAGACAUCAUCUGCUUCCUGACCAUACACUCCUAUGGACAAAUGAUCCUCUUCCCCUAUGGCCAUCCCCACAUCAAGGCCCCCAACUAUGAUGAACUGACAGAGGUUGUGAAUGCUGCAGGGAAAGCCAUCAAGGCAGUUCAUGGAAUGGACUAUGUGGUGGGAGCUCUCGCAGAAGUACUGUACCCCGCGGGAGGCACCUCCAUGGACUGGGCUCGUCUCAUCGGCAUCCCUUACUCCUUCACCUUCGAGCUGAGGGACAAAGGAGACUUCGGCUUCGAGCUGCCCGAGGACCAGAUCCAGCCAACCUGUGAGGAGGCCUACGAGGGAGCGCGCUCAAUCCUGACCUACGUGCACGAUAAGACCUUCUACAAUGCAGCUGCCAGUCUAACUGCCACCGUGUGGACGACACUUCUAGCCACGUGGCUCACUAGCGCCACCCUGCUGUAGAGACACUGCAUUGGCUGACAGAGACAAAAAAUGCAGACCUACAAUACUUGUACAUUUGGGAACUGAAUAUAGAAAAAAGCUGAAUUCCUCCAUGAGACAAUGUUUGCGUGAUAUGUGUCAGGAGGUUGCAAUAGUGGGUACUAACACUUUACUUGACGCCGGUGUCAUAAGCAUGUCAUUACAGUUUCAUAUUAGUGUCAUGGCACUGGUUAUGCAUGUGUCAUAAACAUUAUGUCCAUGUCAUUAACAUUUUAAGACUGUCGGCCUUAAGUGAC
This is a messenger RNA of Engraulis encrasicolus (European anchovy), 1462 nucleotides long. Its product is annotated as carboxypeptidase O-like. The record is from RefSeq and is a predicted model, not a curated record. The coding region runs from base 87 to 1187 and encodes 366 amino acids. The transcript is spliced from 9 exons. Lineage: Eukaryota; Metazoa; Chordata; Actinopteri; Clupeiformes; Engraulidae. Gene Ontology annotation, molecular function: zinc ion binding; metallocarboxypeptidase activity. Gene Ontology annotation, biological process: proteolysis.